AUGUCAUCAAAAUCUAAGCUUCCGUUAGGUUUUCGAUUUCACCCCACGGAUGAAGAGUUGAUCAACUAUCUGAAAAAUUUCGUGCUCCGCGGAGUAUUGCCAUCUACAGAUGUUAAUAAAGUAGUGGACCUAUUUGGAGACUCCGAGCCAUGGCAGAUUAUCGGUGCUUCAAAGGAGAGAACGAGUUAUUUUCUUACCCCGUUGAAGAGAUUCAAGAAUUCAACCAAAAAGUUUGCAAGAACAGUUGGGAAGGGGACAUGGAAAGGCCAAACAAGUGGUAAACCAAUUAAUGAUGGAUCGAAAAAUAUAGUUGGAUUUAAGAGAAGUUUGAAGUACCAUAGUGAUAUAAAAAAAGACCUCAUGAAUGAUAAGUGGCUCAUGACAGAAUAUUUUUUGCCGGACGAGUACAUUGAUAAAAGCGGCAAUAAGUAUAAUUUCAUCUUGUGCAAAAUCAAAGAGAAGCAAAAAAGUGAGAAAGAUGGUAAUGAGGUCAUGGAGGAAGAUGUUGAUGAAGUAAUUGCUUCUAUAUUAGGAAGUAAUUAUGAUAAUCAUCAAGUAAUUACCAAAGAUGACAAAUUAAUUUUAGCGGUUGUAAACGAAGAAGUUAAUUAUGAAGUGAGGACAAAUUUUGAAGCAAGGCAAGCUAAUAAUUAUUUGGAAGCUGGGGUUGAGCAAUUUAAUGGAAUUAAUCCGUAUGAGAAUUAUAGCUAUGAUUCCUUGAUUGGAAUGAUUGGAUUCGAAGAAGAAUCAGAACAAGUUUUGGGUGACCAAUACUUCAAUUUGCAUGAAUAG
Molecule: messenger RNA, 792 nt
Organism: Lycium barbarum (goji berry)
Lineage: Eukaryota; Viridiplantae; Streptophyta; Magnoliopsida; Solanales; Solanaceae
Product: NAC domain-containing protein 53-like
Exons: 3
Coding region: 1-792 (263 amino acids)
Biological process (GO): regulation of DNA-templated transcription
Molecular function (GO): DNA binding
Source: RefSeq, a predicted model, not a curated record